AUGCAACAGACUACACCCACCAUGGCUGCUUCGCUUCCCUUCGGCCGUAGGCCAUCUAGCACGCUCGCGCCCGACUUCCCAGCCGGCGCCGAUCCUCGUCUGACCGCUGCGCAUGCCUAUGCUCCCCACCACAAUCAGCCGUACCCACUGCAGGCUUCCGAUCUCGCCUCGAACUACCAGUACACCACCGCUCGAGCUGCAUUUGAUCAUUCGCUCGCCUUCGACGGUGCUAGUGGAUCCAACGUCCCUUCCUGGUUCUACAACGCCUCUCAGCAGCCAGCUUCGCAGGUCAACGCGCAACCCGCCCUACCCUACCACCUUGACUCGUAUGCAGCACCACCACAUGGGUCCGCUGCGGCACCCGUCAACAUGGCUGGUCCAUCUGUCCCAUCCAUCAACGCACCUGCUCAUCACCAUCAUGCGGCUUCGGUACCGCCGACGGUCGACUUCCCGCCCAAGUCAGCCCACAUCGGCUCGACCGAUGCCGCACCUUUCAUUGUCGGACCCUCCGGCCGUAUUCCAGCGCCAAUGGUGGCUGGCGCCGGGCUUCCGAUGGCAGCUUCGAUAUCGCCCUCUCCGGUGGACAGGCGUGCGAGCGACGAGAGUAUGCACAUGGUCGCCUCGGCUGGUCCGUCCGCACAGAACAUUGCCCACUCGACAUCAGGAUCUGCAGGCGUGAAUGGCUCCGUCUCGCCCAACUCGUCUGCCAGCCUUUCCAACAGUCCUCCGGAUAUCGCCAUCUCACAGCCUUUCCACCCAUACGCAUCUACAUCGGUACCUCCGCUUGCGGGCAUGCUUGUGGGAGAGCCUAUCUCGGCUUCCAUGAUGGAGUCGAUCGAUGCCUGGCUCGCACCUGCACAAUCUGCAUCACACAGCGUGGCGUCGUCUUCUGCAGCUGCAUCCGUCACCGCAAAGGCUUCCACCGUGUCUGCACGCAAGAUCUCUCCCGUCGAAUCCUUUGCGGUCAGCGAUGCUUCCUCCUCGGCACGCGCCUCUAGUGGCGCCACUUUCCACCCCGGCUCGACCAUCUCGACCUCUUCGACACUCGACUCAGUGCCGUUCAAGACGAGCACAGAGAGGCGCGAGCGUAACAAGGCGUCUCAACGCGAGUCUCGAAAGCGCAAGCAAGAUCGACUCGAGACGCUCGAGACCGAGAAUGCCGCGCUCAGAAAGGCUCUGGCCGACACCAAAAAGUACAGCCACGCUCUGUCCAAUGGAGCCGGCAUCCGCGGCGAGGACGGUGCCGAGGUGCCGCCCAUCCAGUUCACCAAGUUCACCGGCGCCUUCCACCUUGAUCUCAUCGAGACGCACCUCGAGGAUGAUUCCGCCGAGGCAGAGUGGAAGACCAUGAUUGGACGCCGCUUCCCUGGACGCGCCUCGCAGGAGGAAGAUGGCGACGACGUGGUUCCUCGCGCAGGCUCAUCUACGAGCGACUCGGACGAGGAUGACGGCACGCGAGAUCGUCGCGACAGUACUGGCGCUGGCAGUGUUCAGAGCACUGCGCCCGUCAAAGCUGAGGCUGCCGCCACCGACAAAGAAGUCGCCGAGUCGUCCCAGACCGCAUCGCGAAAGGCCGCCAAGAAGGCCAUGUGGGAGAUCUCGCUUAACCAGAAGCGCCAAAAGGCGGCACAGAACUUCCCAUCGAUGGUCGCUGUGCCCGAGCUCGUUCUGUACCGAGUCUGCCGACUCUAUUUCAGCACGCUUUUGCCAUUCACCACCAAACUCAAGUCGGGCAUCAUCAACCUCCGUGCCGCGCGGGAAGCGCCAGGUUUCAUCGGUGAAUUUGAUGAUAUGCCCCGCUUUCCCGGCGACCCUGCCUUUGGCGCUUCCGAGCUGUACCUGCCCAAGAACCUGAUGCCCACCGAGAUGCAGAUGCGCAUUGGCUUUCAUCCCAUCGAGAUCGCUGUGAUCCCGUACCCAGCGAUGCGUGACCGCCUUCUCACCGUCCUCAGCGCCUUCUCGGACCUCGACGAGCUGGUGCGGGAGGAAGAAGAUGCGGCUCGGUUCAGCGAGGAGCGCAUCAAUGACGGGCCCAAGGCUCCAGAGCAAGCUUCGCCUACGGACGACGUCAAUGCCGAGCUGACGGACGCUGACAUCCGCAAGCGCACCGCGUUGCUCGCCGACAUGUCGGCUUGGAAGCCCAAGGACUUUGCCGGUGCCGUCGUCAUGCCGGACCGGGCGCGCGUGUACUCGUACGGCUUCCUUGAGAAGCCACGAGGCUCGCAUCGUCUGCGCAAACCCGCUCAGCGCUGGCUGGACGACUUCUUCUACGAGAUUGUUCGGACGCUCCGAGUAUGGUCGCCGGCAGGUGACGUGUUUGACGGCGAGUGCUUCGAGUUCAAGGAAAGCUUCUUCCGCAAGUAUCCUUACAUGGUGGAUGGCGAGAUUCUGAAGGCCACCAACCGUUGGAGGAGGGCUCGUGGCGAGGAUCCUAUUCGACUCUGA
Messenger RNA from Kalmanozyma brasiliensis GHG001, 2445 nucleotides. Its product is annotated as Protein of unknown function DUF3425. Lineage: Eukaryota; Fungi; Basidiomycota; Ustilaginomycetes; Ustilaginales. Gene Ontology annotation, biological process: regulation of DNA-templated transcription. The transcript has a single exon. The coding region runs from base 1 to 2445 and encodes 814 amino acids. The record is from RefSeq and is a predicted model, not a curated record. Gene Ontology annotation, molecular function: DNA-binding transcription factor activity.